UGAAUCACACUGUCAAUAUGAAGUUGUUGCUUGUUUUCCUAAUAUCCCUGUCACAGCUAUCAGGAGUUCACUGUGAUGUACAACUUGAUCAGUCAGAGUCAGUGGUGAUAAAGCCGGGAGGGUCUCACAAACUGUCCUGCACAGCCUCUGGCUUCACAUUCAGUGACCACUGGAUGGACUGGGUUAGACAGGCUCCUGGGAAAGGAUUACAGUGGUUAGGUGAAAUUUACCCUAAUGGGGUUACCACAAAGUAUGCUGAUUCAGUUAAAGGAAGAUUCACCAUCUCCAGAGACAACAAUAACAACAAGUUAUAUCUGCAAAUGAACAAUCUACAAACUGAAGACACUGCUGCGUAUUACUGUGCUACACACACAGUGACAAAUAGUCACAGAGCAGUGCAACAAAAACAAAACUCCUGUGCUUCCAUUGUGAUCCAGUUGGGGGCAACAAAAGCCUAG
Molecule: messenger RNA, 458 nt
Organism: Xenopus laevis (African clawed frog)
Lineage: Eukaryota; Metazoa; Chordata; Amphibia; Anura; Pipidae
Product: immunoglobulin heavy variable 3-74
Exons: 2
Coding region: 18-458 (146 amino acids)
Source: RefSeq, a predicted model, not a curated record